Messenger RNA from Penicillium vulpinum, 339 nucleotides. RefSeq lists its product as uncharacterized. The record is from RefSeq and is a predicted model, not a curated record. NCBI's taxonomy places the organism in Eukaryota, Fungi, Ascomycota, Eurotiomycetes, Eurotiales, Aspergillaceae. The transcript is spliced from 2 exons. The coding region runs from base 1 to 339 and encodes 112 amino acids.
AUGACAUCUCAGGCGACUACGCAGGGACUGAUGAAAGUGGCCGAUCCCCGUCCUAUACGGUCACUUAGCGAUCAAAAGCUAGAGGACCUCACCCAACUACGCGUUGGAUUCAAUCAGCGAUGUACAGCUCUUGGUUUUAUUCUAAACAAAGCGUACAGCAUGAUAAUCUUCAUUCAACUUGCGAUGAUCCAAACGGUCGAUGGCGACCAGCUUCCUCCUGUAGGAAUGCUAUUGACAACUAUGAUGAGAGUCAGCGAACUCGUCGACCAGAUUUAUAUGCUACAGGCUGAGGCAAAAGAAGAUCUCGAACUAGAAAUUUCACUCUGGGAAGACCUCUGA